Tachyglossus aculeatus (Australian echidna) is the source of this 969-nucleotide messenger RNA. Its product is annotated as olfactory receptor 14A16-like. The record is from RefSeq and is a predicted model, not a curated record. NCBI's taxonomy places the organism in Eukaryota, Metazoa, Chordata, Mammalia, Monotremata, Tachyglossidae. Gene Ontology annotation, biological process: G protein-coupled receptor signaling pathway. Gene Ontology annotation, cellular component: membrane. Bases 1 to 969 code for a protein of 322 amino acids. Gene Ontology annotation, molecular function: olfactory receptor activity; odorant binding; G protein-coupled receptor activity. The transcript has a single exon.
AUGACCAGCAUCUCCACGGUGACUGAAUUCUACCUCCUGGGGUUCUCUGACAUCCGGGAGCUGCAGCUGCUCCAUGCCAUGCUGUUUGUCCUUAUCUACCUUGUGGCCCUUCUGGGGAGUCUCCUAAUUAUUGCCGUCACCAACCUCGACCAGCGUCUCCACACCCCCAUGUACUUCUUUCUUAAGAACUUGUCCUGCAUUGAUCUCUGCUACAUUUCUACCACGGUACCCAAAUCCAUUGUCAACUCCUUGACCGGUGACAGCUCCAUCUCCUUUCUGGGUUGUGUCUCUCAGCUCUUCCUAGUGGUCUUAUUUGCUGCUUCAGAGCUAUGUGUCCUCACUGCAAUGUCUUAUGACCGCUAUGCCGCCAUCUGUUCCCCCCUGCGUUAUGUGCUCAUCAGGAACAAGACGGCCUGUAUGCACAUGGCAGCAGCGUUUUGGCUCAGUGGGGGUCUGCCUGGAGUCUUGUUUUCAGCUUUUACUUUCUCCCUGACCUUCUGUGGAUCCAAUACAGUCGAGCAGUUCUUCUGUGACAUCCCCCCUCUCCUGAAGAUCUCCUGCUCUGAAGCCCACAUUGCCAUUGACGUGAGUGUGGCUGCUGCAUUCGUCUUGGAUGCUGUCUGCUUCACUUGCGUCACCCUCUCCUACGUCUUCAUCUUCUCAGCCGUGCUGAGGAUGCCGUCUGCCGAGGGCCGAACCAAAGCUUUCUCCACCUGCCUGCCCCAUCUCACUGUCUUCAUCAUUUAUGUCUCUACUGCAGCAUUUGCCUAUCUCAAACCACCUUCAGACUCGCCCUCAGCUCUGGAUCUGCUGGUUUCCGUGUUAUACUCCGUGGUGCCCCCCACUCUGAACCCCCUUAUCUACAGCCUGAGGAACAGGGACCUGAAGGCUGCCCUGGGAAGGAUCCUAAAGGGGACAUUCCCCCAGCAUCCAUGCUGGGACAAAAUGCCUGUGUCUCUGUACCGAUAA